CCAGGCCCCUUGUGGGGGCCGCUCCAAAGAAACUGCAGGCGCCUUGCCUGGGGGCGUCCCUGGAGCCACUUACAGGAAGAACGGAGUCUGGCAGAAGUCUGCAUCCCAGUGGGAGAAGGAUGGAGGCCGGGAACAAGGUGGCAGGAGGAAGUGGCCGUGAUCAUGGACACAAACCCGGAGCAGACCUUCUUCUCCAGCAACCACUGGCUCUUCUUCUCCGUGUACCUCUUCACCUUCCUCGUGGGGCUCCCCCUCAACGUGGUGGCCCUGGUGAUCUUCGUGGGCAAGCUGCGGCGCCGCCCGGUGGCCGUGGACGUGCUCUUGCUCAACCUGACCCUCUCCGACCUGCUCCUGCUCCUCUUCCUGCCCUUCCGCAUGGCAGAGGCGGCCAGCGGCAUGCUCUGGCCCCUGCCCUUCGUCCUCUGCCCCGUCUCCGGAUUCCUCUUCUUCACCACCAUCUACCUCACCUCCCUCUUCCUGGCGGCUGUGAGCACCGAGCGCUUCCUGAGCGUGGCCUACCCGCUGUGGUACAAGACUCGGCCGAGGCCGGGCCAGGCUGGCCUGGUCAGCGGAGCCUGCUGGCUCCUGGCCGCCGCUCACUGCAGCGUGGUCUACAUCAUCGAACUCUCGGGGAACUCUUCCCAGAGCCAGGGUAAAAACGGGACGUGCUACCUGGAAUUCCGGGACGACCAGCUGGCCAUUCUCCUGCCUGUCCGGCUGGAGAUGGCCGUGGUCCUUUUUGGGGUGCCCCUGCUCGUCACCGGCUACUGCUACAGCCGCCUGGUAUGGCUGCUCGGCAGGGGGGCCAGCCACCGCCGGCGGAAGAGGGUGGCGGGGCUGGUGGCAGCCACGUUGCUCAAUUUCCUCGUCUGCUUUGGGCCCUACAACGUGUCCCAUGUCGUGGGCUACAUCCAGGGCAGAAGCCCGACGUGGAGAAGUUACGUGCUGCUCCUUAGCACCCUGAAUUCCUGUGUCGAUCCCCUCGUCUACUACUUCUCAUCGUCUGGGUUCCAAGCCGACUUUCAGGGACUGCUGAGGAGGCUGACUGGGGUCUGGGGUCCUGGGAGGCAGGAGAACAGCGAGCAACCGCAGGAGAGGAAGGAGGGAGAGGAGCAGGUGCAGGAGCCGCCCAACAGAGAGAACAGGUAGUGGGCUCCGGAGGGCCGUGGAGUGGGUGGCCGAGUGGCCCGGGCUGACAGACAUAUCAUCCCCGGGGCAGAUCCUGGCUCAAGCCAGGCAGGACCUUGGAGUGGCAUGCCGGGGACCGUGUGGCCCGGGGCAGAGCAGGCGCCCAGCCUUCCUGAGGAUGUGCUCACCAAAGCCCAGUUCUUGAUCCCACCAUGCUGCCCCCCCUUCCCAUCCCCACAUGCUAUGGAUUCAGCCCUGAGAAGUAGCCGGGGUGAGCGAGGGCUCUGGAGAAAAUGAGCUCCCAUGGCAACAGGCCGGCGGCCGUGCUUCUCGGACGGUAAAGAAGGAGUUGAGGGCAGUGUCCAGGGCCUGAGGGAGUUGCCCAGGGCCUUGGGACAGGGCAGACGAAGAAUCUACCCUUCAGAGCUGCUGAUCCGGCAGGUCAGGAGUUGGGGACAGGACUUCAGGCCUGAGGGAGCAUCCUGCUCUCACAUGGGCUUUUCCAGAAAGUUUCCGUUGUUCAACCAAUUCAGAUUUUCAGGGACAGUUAUGGAAAAUGAUAGAAGAAAAAUUACCUAAAUAAAUUUGAUA
Molecule: messenger RNA, 1719 nt
Organism: Diceros bicornis minor
Lineage: Eukaryota; Metazoa; Chordata; Mammalia; Perissodactyla; Rhinocerotidae
Gene: FFAR3
Product: free fatty acid receptor 3
Exons: 2
Coding region: 163-1149 (328 amino acids)
Biological process (GO): G protein-coupled receptor signaling pathway; cellular response to fatty acid
Cellular component (GO): plasma membrane
Molecular function (GO): G protein-coupled receptor activity
Source: RefSeq, a predicted model, not a curated record